Molecule: messenger RNA, 3343 nt
Organism: Anoplopoma fimbria (sablefish)
Lineage: Eukaryota; Metazoa; Chordata; Actinopteri; Perciformes; Anoplopomatidae
Gene: limk2
Product: LIM domain kinase 2
Exons: 16
Coding region: 259-2280 (673 amino acids)
Biological process (GO): actin cytoskeleton organization; protein phosphorylation
Cellular component (GO): cytoplasm; nucleus
Molecular function (GO): protein binding; ATP binding; protein serine/threonine kinase activity
Source: RefSeq, a predicted model, not a curated record
CUUCCGCUUGCCGUACAGGAAUUUGAAGACUGCAUUACGUCAGUUAUCCUGCCAGCGGCAAGGAAGCAGCCUCGUCCAGUAGGAGUGUUGUUACCUUUUUUACUUUUCCUGUGGAGAAUUAGAGGGAUUUGUGUGUUUUGUUUUCCCCCCUCCUUCCUGAGGUAUUCAGAGCUGAGAGUCCUGGUUGAGGAAAACGUCUCCUGCUUCAGUAUGAGCCAUCAGUGAAAGGGUUCAAAUAUCGACGACACUCUCAGAAAGAUGGACGAGACAGAAGUUUUCAGUGAAGAAAACCUCAAAGGUACGGCUAAUUGCUACUGUGCGGGAUGCGGAGGAGAAAUCCAGGACUCGUUUCACAUGAAAGUCCUCCACGACACCUGGCACAACGCCUGCUUUCAGUGUUCUGUGUGCUGUGACCACCUGACUAACUGGUACUAUGAGAAGGAAGGCAAGCUGUACUGUCGCAAGCACUACUGGGAGAAGUUUGGAGAGCUCUGUCAUGGCUGCUCCCUGCUCAUGACUGGACCUGCCAUGGUGGCCGGAGAACACAAGUAUCACCCAGAGUGCUUUGUGUGCCUGAGCUGCAAGGUGGUGAUUGAGGACAGGGAUACCUACGCCUUAGUGGAGCGAUCCAACCUUUACUGUGGAAAGUGCUACAAGCAGGUGGUUCUUACACCCAUGUUGGAAAAGCGCUCCCACGACUCGGUGCUGGACUCCCUGCCACACACUGUGACGCUCAUCUCGAUGCCCUCUGCAGCCAACGGCAAGAGGGGCUUCUCCGUCACAGUGCUGAGGGACGUCAACGGCUCGACUAGUGUUCAAGUCAAAGAAGUCAGAGGGAUGCUCAUUAGUCCAGAGGUCCGAAAUGCCAUCCAUGUUGGGGACAGGAUCCUGGAGAUUAAUGGCCUUCCUGUGGGGACAUUGAUGCAGGAGGAGGUGGAUGAUCUUAUUCACCGCACUAGUCAGACGCUGCAGCUGCUUAUGGAGUAUGACCCGGUCAGGCAGCGUUUAGACCGGCUCAGACUGGGAUCCCCGAGAACUCGUCUGGGUGUUCCAGCCACGUCGCGCAUGCGUCUGUCCUCGCCCUCUGACACGGUCCUGGAGAGAACCGAUGUGGUUGAUGACGGCACACUGAAAAGGAGGUCUUUGAGGCGCAGUAACAGCUCAUGUAAGUCACCAGGGCCAAAUUCUCCUAAAGAGAUGCCUUUUAUUACCCAAAACAUCGGCCGCUCUGAAUCCUUGAGAUCCUACAAUAGCUGCUCUCAUCGCAUCUUCCGGACAUGUGACCUCAUCCACGGAGAGAUCUUGGGAAAAGGAUUCUUCGGUCAAGCUAUAAAGGUGACUCAUAAAGCCACAGGAGAGGUGAUGGUGAUGAAGGAGCUGAUCCGUUGUGAUGAGGAGACCCAGAAGACUUUCCUAAAGGAGGUCAAAGUAAUGCGAUGCCUGGAACAUCCCCACGUGUUGAAGUUCAUCGGUGUGCUAUACAAGGACAAGCGGCUCAAUUUGAUCACGGAGUAUAUCGAGGGAGGUACCCUGAAGGAUUUCAUCAGAGACACGGAUCCGUUUCCAUGGGAACAAAGGGUGAGCUUUGCAAAGAGCAUCGCUUCUGGCAUGGCCUACCUUCACUCAAUGAGCAUCAUACACAGAGACCUCAAUUCUCACAACUGCCUGGUUAAACUGGACAACACUGUGGUUGUUGCUGACUUUGGACUGUCCCGACUCAUAAUAGAGGACAAAGUUAAGCCUCAACCUGAAAAACCAAACACUAAGAAGAGGGUGUUCAGACGCAUCGACCGAAAGAAGCGGUACACUGUCGUGGGAAACCCUUACUGGAUGGCUCCAGAGAUGCUAAAUGGUAAACGCUACGAUGAGAAGGUGGACAUUUUCUCCUUUGGAAUUGUACUCUGUGAGAUCAUUGGAAAAGUCUAUGCAGACCCAGAGUGCCUCCCAAGGACUCUGGACUUUGGCCUGAACGUUGGCAAGUUUGUGGAGAAGUUUCUCCCUGAAGACUGUCCACCAGCUUUCUUUCCACUGACUGUGGCCUGCUGUGACCUCACACCAGACAACCGCCCACCUUUCGAGAAGCUGGAGGACUGGAUUGAAGCUUUGUCCCUCAACCAGGAGCUGGGGAUCCCCCUGCCAGCCGAACUGGAUGAACUCCACCAGAGUGGGAGUCGACUCUACUUGGCUAAGGACAGCUCCCCAUCCCAGAGCCCAAAUCAGUCAUUGACCCCCACAGAAGCCCCUGCAGACUCUUCCAGCAUGACAGACAGUGGGACCUAGGGCAUGCGCCUGUCUACUUUGACCCCUCUGAACUGCAACACUAAUACUGUGGAUGAGAAAAAGAGGUAAAUUGCGUUGACGCCGAGCGAUAUUAGAACUGGAUAACCUGUGGUAGCUGGAAUGAUCUCCUUGUGUGGCACCUUUUAGAGGGGGGUAGACACAUUUCAAAAGGACCAGUGUUAGUUUCUAUUUAGUUCUACUCCGUUAAGCCCCCACUUAACACACACAUGGUUUUACUUUAGUGUUUACGGUGUAUAAAGACGAUAUGCACCUUUCUUUGGUCCGUUCCCCGACAAAAGACAAACAAAAGACUUGAGGAGUCUGAUGUGACAGAAGGUUUGUUUUUCAGGCUCUGAAGUUGUCGUGUGCUAUGUGUGGAAUGCACCGAUCAGUCAUUUCACUUCGGCAGCAAAGCAAACAAAGAUGCUCCACAGUCUGGCUGAUUGACAGGUCACAGUAAACAGAGGGCAGAGCAAAACAGGUGUGACCUAGAACAGCGGUGGAAUAAAACAACACACACUGACUGCAAAUAGUUUCAUCACCCUGAGAUUUAGCUCAAGGUGCCGAAGAAAUGUUUUAGAUAUUUUUCCGUCUAAACACCGCUGAUCACAUUUUUGACGAGAUGGUUACAAGUACGGUCCUGUACUUUGUAGACUAACGAUUUUUAUUCAUUUCUUAGAAUGAUGAAUUAACUUUUUGCUACACUGACAUUUUGUUCAAAGUUUCACCUGAUGCCUAUUAAAUAAUAACUGGCAACAGCUCUUAUGGAAAGUAGGGCUGUUAUUAAUAAUUGUCAGACAUAAUCAUUCCACAAUUGACCGUAAGAAGUUGCUUUGUACAGAAGAACUGGAUUUUUUUCUUAAGCGAUGUAUAUAAAUAUGUACAUAUCGUGCCUCUAAUUAAAUGCCUUUUUCUAAUGGGAACUCUAGAUUUGUAGAUUUUUAGACAUUUUGUCAACCAUGGAAGUUUUUACCUUUUUUGCUAUCAUCAUGCAAGGUACUGACGACCAGUUGUAACCACUAUUAUUUAUAUCACUGUAGUGUUUCAUGAAUAAACCUUCUUA